AAAUGAAACAUUUGAGAACAAAUUUUGUACAGGAACUUUUUGCUUAGGGUAAGCAGAAAUUCAUUUAUUUAAAGAGAAAUCAUCUAUCUGUUGUGACUUAGUAGUAGAAAUGAAGUGGGCAACACUUAAUUUUAAUAAGGAAAAUAUGAUUAAAAUAUUAAACGGGAGGAAGUUAAAGAUAUAGUAGCUGGCUCCAUUUAUUCCCCAGUCUUACAAAUGAUAGAAAAAAUAUUUUAAUGACUUAAUACAAAUGAAAAUAGCUGGAAAUGUUAUACUGAAAUUAAACACAAUGAAGUGGAUGGAAUAUAGUAUUCUACUUUUUGUUGAAUUAGGAAUUGCAGUUAAUUAUUAAACACCAUCCAAGAGUGUUACCAUAUCCUGUCACUUCUGCCAAAAGAGGAUGGUUGAGAAGUGAAGGCACCAAAAAAUCACAUUAAAUGAGGAAUUAUUAAUUCAAUAAAUACCUGAGCUACUAUGUAGUAGGCAGUCCCUGUUCUCUAUGCUGGGGAUACAGCAUGAACAAAAUUGAUUUAAAAAAAAAUGUUUCCUGCCUUCUUGGAGAUUAUAUUCUAUGGGAGGAGUCAGGCAAAAAUCAAAAUAAGUAAAAUAGUGUGUUGGUCAGGACUGUUACAGAUAAAACUGAGGAAAGGGGAAGGGAGUUUUACAUGAGUAGAUUUCUUCUUGAAAUUGGUUUAGAUUUGUCUUGAAUUGGUAUAGGUCAAGAACAGGAAUUUUAGACUUACUCGAUUUUGCCCCCAACAAAUUGUAUAUUCUUGGGUAAAUUGCUCGCCAUCUCUUAAUUUUCACAUUUAUAAAAUUAAUAGAUCAAAACAAUAGCUAUUUUUUUGUCACUACUGUCAUUUAGCAGACAUACUACAUAUGUCAUCUAAUUUACUCAUAACCAUCUUAUGAGGUAAGUAACGUUGUCCCCAUUUGACACACGAGCAAACUGAGGUUUAGAUUAGGCAAUUUGUUUGAGUACAUGCUCCUCUUAAUGGCACAGAGGGUGUGUUCCAGGACUUGGUGCUUGCCAUUAUCAUUUGGUACUGCUUCUCACUGUGUUGGUCCUAUGAGUUUCUUCAGUCUAUGAAUGUCAGGUCAUAUGGGUCAGGGUGGUCGACGUCUUACAGAGAUGCCUGUAAUCCUGUCAGAUAGCAUGAGAACUCGGGGACCUCCGCGGUUUGGUCGCGCAUUUACCGUGCCUGUCGCUGGGUCAGACGACCUGGCAGUAGAGGGUGAAGGAUGGAGAAGGCAGAAGGCAGGGCGCGGAGACUACUAGUCCCAGCAUUCCACAGGCGCCUUCCGGCGGAAAGUGUUUGUCAUAUGGGCGGGGACCCUGGACGACAUUCGGGCCGCAGCGGCCGCUGGGUGCAGCCGAGCGGUGUGGAGCGGAAAGACCACUCGAAGGGCUCUCCUGAUACUAACAGUUCUACGAUUUGAAACCCCGCCAGAAUUUAGACAGGGUCUCACUGUAUUGCCCAGGCGGGUCUCGAACUCCUGGCUUCAAGCGAUCCCCCCGCCUCAGCCUCCCAAAGUGCUGGGAUUACAGGCGUGAGCCACCACGCCUGGCCUCACUCAAACAGUAAACGAGGUAUGUGACGCAUUCCCAGACUCUCCAGCCAACUGAGCAUCAGCUCCUUCACGGCAACUGGGUCCUGAUUAAUGUCCUCCCGAGACAGACUUCAUUGGAUCCACACUCAAGAGGACUCUGCCAGGUUUUUCUGACCCCUCUACAUUGCUAUAAAGUGCCAAGGCCUUAAGACUUGGGUACGUGUAUUACAACAGCAAGAGUGCCAGCGCCAACAAAAGACCCAUUGGACCUGUCAGCUCCUCUGUUUCACCAACCAGACACAGUAACCUUACCAACAAAGAGUAAGCCAAGUGCCUCUGUAUGACACCACCAGCAGCUGAUAACGCAUACGAAAAAUAUAACUAAUUUAGACUAGAGCCCUAUCUCUUCUUGAGAAGCUGGGAUUUGAAGGAGCUAUCCUGAGAUCUGUACUGCUAUUUCGCUCUGUCGGCCAGGCUGGAGUGCAGUGGCGUGAUCUUGGCUCACUGCAACCUCUGCCUUCUGGGCUCAAGUGAUCCUCCCACCUCAGCAGCUGGGACUACAGUCACUGUAUAUAUGGCUUAUUUCCUGGGUCCACGGGAAGCAUGAGUCUGUUGGGACUUGGGGCAAGAAGAAGACAAGACAUCUUAACAAGGAAAACCAAGCACUAAAAAAAGUAUCCCCCCAACUCUGAAGAGAUAGAGCAUAAACAUGGCCGACAGUGGACUUAGGGAACCUCAAGAGGACUCUCAAAAGGAUUUGGAAAAUGAUCCAUCAAUAAAUUCUCAGGCACAGGAGACCACAAUCAUGGCAAGUAAUGCUGAGGAAGCUCAGACCCUACACUCUGCCUGUGGUCUUAGCAAAGACCACCAAAGGGUGGAGACAGUGGGUCCGGAAAGUGCAGAUACAGGUGAUAAAUCCGAAAGUCCAGAUGAAGCAAAUGUGGGGAAACAUCCAAAGGAUAAAAUAGAAGAUGAGAACAACCAGAGUUUUCUGGAUGGUGAAAAAGGGCAUCACCUCCCUUCAGAAAAUCUGGGUGAAGAACCCUUGGAUCCAGAUCCUAGCCCUUCUCCAAGUGACAAGGUAGGAAGAGCAGAUGCACACUUAGGGAGCAGCUCUGUGGCCCUCCCUAAUGAAGCAAGUGACGGAACUGGAGCAUCUCAGGAACCACCUACUACAGACUCCCAGGAGGCCCAGAGUCCUGCUCAUUCCAUUACAGGGCAAGAGGGCGAGGAUACACUGAGGAGGCGACCGCUGGCCCCAGAGGCUGGAAGUCAUCCACAACAAACACAAAAAUUGGAAGAAAUUAAAGAGAAUGCACAGGACACCAUGAGACAGAUUAAUAAAAAGGGUUUUUGGAGCUAUGGCCCUAUCUUUCUUCUCUUCCUGGUUGUGGCUGUUGUGGCAAGUUCUGUGAAUAGCUACUAUUCCUCUCCAGCCCAGCAAGUGCCCAAAAAUCCAGCUUUGGAGGCCUUUUUGGCCCAGUUUAGCCAAUUGAAAGAUAAAUUUCCAGGCCAGAGUUCCUUCCUGUGGCAGAGAGGACGGAAGUUUCUCCAGAAGCACCUCAAUGCUUCCAACCCCACUGAGCCAGCCACCAUCAUAUUUACAGCAGCUCAGGAGGGAAGAGAGACCCUGAAGUGCCUGAGCCACCAUGUUGCAGAUGCCUACACCUCUUCCCAGAAAGUCUCUGCCAUUCAGAUUGAUGGGGCUGGAAGGACCUGGCAGGACAGUGACACGGUCAAGCUGUUGGUUGACCUGGAGCUGAGCUAUGGGUUUGAGAAUGGCCAGAAGGCUGCUGUGGUACACCACUUCGAAUCCUUUCCUGCCGGCUCCACUUUAAUCUUCUACAAGUAUUGUGAUCAUGAGAAUGCUGCCUUUAAAGAUGUGGCCCUGGUCCUGACUGUUCUGCUAGAGGAGGAAACAUUAGAAGCAAGUGUAGGCCCAAGGGAAACUGAAGAAAAAGUGAGAGACUUACUCUGGGCCAAGUUUACCAACUCUGACACUCCCAGCUCCUUCAACCACAUGGACUCAGACAAGUUGAGUGGGCUGUGGAGCCGAAUUUCACACCUGGUACUGCCAGUCCAGCCAGUGAGGAGCAUUGAAGAACAGGGGUGCCUUUUCUAAAGCUAAGCACAAAGUUGGUUAUAGAAGGUGUAUGUUUAUGAAAAAGUUUGUUUAAAGGCCUUUCAUUUAUAUGGAAGGAGGUUGAUAAAAUAGGUUGAGGAAAUAGCCUGAAAAACAAAAAUGAGCUUAUUUUAGAAACAAGUUUUUAUUUUUUACUUCUUGUAAAAUCUUUCUAAUCUAAGCCUUGACAAAACUAAAAAUUAACCGACUUUUUUUCUUUGCCUUUUGGACCAAAUCAGGUUUGAAGUAUGGAUGAUAUAUAUGAGAAUUUUUUUAAAAUUCUAAAAUAUAGCAACAUUGCACAGGAAGAUACUCUUACUUCUUAGAGUAACUACAGAGUGAUUUUUUUUUCUUGAGUGAGCCUCUGAAGAGCCUUUUGGAUGCUGUUUGGACUUGGAUGAAAGCAAUUAGAAUUAUGAAGCAAUGAUCACUUUUAGAAAAUUUUUCUAUCACAUAUUAAAUAUUUUCAAAACCUCACUUUAAUAAUCUAAAGUUAUGGGAUUAUAUCUUAUAUUAAUUUUACAGUUUUGAGUAGUAUGAUAAAAGAAAUAAGAAUUCAAACCAUUAAGUACCUACCUAUACUACAUGUAAGGCACUGUGCUUUUAUUCCAUUCAGCUGAGGUAUAAGUGUACCUCAGUACAGAAUAAGCAGCUGUACUCAAACAUUCUUAAAAAUGAGAACCAAUGGGGAAAUUGUUUAUAAUCAUUGGAAAUGAAGAAAUUCCAAUUGGCUAUAUCUUUACUUCAGCUUUUCUUGAAUGAUUUACAGCAGUGAUUUUCAAACUGUGUCUACUGGCACCCUUCCCCUUUGUAUCAGAGCAGUUCUGCUUUUAACUGUUUUAUAUGUCAGGCUCUAUGAGAUUUCAUUAGAACAAAGAGUUUCACUGAUACUCAAGUUUGAAAACCAUUAAGUGAAAAAACAUCUUAGAAGAUAGGAAAUAUGUAAAAAAAUUGAAUGUAUUAAAUCUUAUGAGUAGGAAGAUGAAAUACAGGUUUAUCAUAUAGAUAUAUUGUUUAUGAACACUAAAGAUCUAUACAUGAACAGCAGAAUGUAUAAGCUAGCAUUUACUAGCAUGUCUCUGAUGCUUUUGUUCAUUUCUGUUAGUCAUCAUUUUUGUCCCCUCUGCAUGGAAUUUUAUACUUGUCUAGGGUGAGAGUUUGUAGACUUUCAGCAGAACAUAUUUUAAUAACCAAUUUAUUUGUUUUAUUUUAAAAAAUUAUUUUCGAAUAACCAAUUUAAUAGUAAAUUUUAUAUGAACACUUGGCAUAACUUUACCAAACAGUUUAUUUCUAUGCAGUGAUGGAACAUUAUGUAAUACAGCUCGUUUCUUGACCACCUAGUUAUAGAAGUACCAUUAAGUUAAAAAUUAGAGAAAUCCAAGAGAUGUUAUACUUAAUGAGAGGAAGCAGAAAUGGUGGGUAGAUUCUCAGAGGUUUUGAUGUUCAGUACUGACUGUUGGACCAUGUUCUGUGAUUGUAAGAAAUAUUGAAAACCGUUUGUAUGGAGACAGUAGGUGAUUAGCAUUUGAGCUCUGAAAGCAGAACUCUAGUAAAAUGAUCUCGACCUAACAAAGGGUCUGUUCUAUUAUAUAGACUAUUCCCGUAAUCCUGGAAUGUUUCAGCUAGGUUUUGGCCUCUCCAUUAUAUGAGCUCAUGUGUAUAUAUUUAAGAAGUCUGAUUAAAGUAUGGAAAGAUUUUAGGAAACACUAAGACAAUACAGGGAUCUUUAUUGAUACCUAAAAAGAUUACAAUUGAGUAAUUGCUUAAUUGAGUGUAGGGGCAUACCUGAAGGAAGAAUUUGCAUUUGGGACUUUGAAGGAAUCUUCCAAGAGAUUUGGGAAAAGACCUGAACAAAAAGUUAAAGCAUAGUGAAUGUAAUAUAAAUGUCAAUCCAGUAUAAAAGCAGAGGAAACGAAGGAAAAUCUAUAUACCAUAUGCAAAUUUUUUCUGUCUUUUUAGAUCUUAGAUGCUAACAUUACAUCCACAAAACCAGUGUUGCCUUGUACAACUAUUAUAUUGGCCUGCUGACCUGUGCUACCUCAGAUCUGUAAAGGAACCAGUAUGACGCAUAUUCUUGUUUCGUCAUUCGGUCGAAUAUGGUUUUUCAUCAUUUCCUUUCAAAAUAAUUUAGAAAAAUAAAUUUCUACAGUCA
Molecule: messenger RNA, 5825 nt
Organism: Cercocebus atys (sooty mangabey)
Lineage: Eukaryota; Metazoa; Chordata; Mammalia; Primates; Cercopithecidae
Gene: TOR1AIP2
Product: torsin A interacting protein 2
Exons: 8
Coding region: 2261-3673 (470 amino acids)
Biological process (GO): endoplasmic reticulum organization; membrane organization
Cellular component (GO): endoplasmic reticulum; membrane
Molecular function (GO): ATPase activator activity
Source: RefSeq, a predicted model, not a curated record